AUGUGUAGCAGGACCUGCCGCCGCCGUAAGCUCAAGUGCGACGAGACCAAGCCAGUAUGCGGCCAAUGUCGGAAGGCUCGCAGAGUCUGCGAGCUCAGCGAAAUCGUCUUUCGUCACGAGCAAAACUCGUCGCUGACCCGCAGGCCCGAUGCCCUGAUGCGGUACUACUCUGACAGAAGGAGUUUUAGCUGCUCAAAUACCUGGCUAUCUAUCCCACAGCAAGUCAUCUUUGUAGCCGAGGAUCCUGCUGGCUCCGGCAACCCACACACGACACGCGAGAAAUCGACGGUCAUCGACGUUAGCUCUCCCGUCCAGCAGCCAACCCAUGAUGAGUGGGAGGGUCAUGAAUUCCAAGUCCCAGUGGACAGUUGUUCCUCUCCAGUGCCCGCGAUAUCACUAGCUAACUCGAGCCCUCUCUCUGCUCGGAACAACGUGAUGGCGGCGGUGGCCCUUGGCGGCUCUCCUGACCAUGCGACACACUCGACUGCGUCGGCCGUCGCUCCCGAUAUAUGGCCAUCCGGCAACAUAGACUUCAUUCUCAAUCCCAUGUCGGCUAAAAUCAGUCCAGAGAGUCCGGAGCUAACCGACAACUACCCUCGAUCUCAAUCGUGUACGCUGCAAAAGGAUUCACCAGUUCAGACGGAUCCAGAGGUUUCGUUUCUCCUGAGGCAUUUCUCGGAGCAGCCCGGCAAGUGGCUAGAUUUAUACUUCCUAGACUCAUAUUUCGAAACUGAAGUUCCUAUGAAAGCCUUGACGCACCCUCUUCUCAAGUAUGCUGCUUGCGCCUACGCAGCUAAGCACCUCAGCAGAACCAGGCAGAAAACUGACUGUCCUCGAGCGCCUGUACGGCAUUCAGACGUGAAAACUACCACCACCUGGCCCAACCAUUAUUCUGUGGACUGGGCUUGGUAUGGUGCAAAAUACUACGCCCAGGCGAUUAAUCUCCUGCGAGACACACUGCGACAUACCCAAGACCCAGAUGGGUCUCUCGGACAACAGGUGACCCCGACAUAUAUGAGCGAUAUGCAAUCGAUAAGUCAACCCGAAAAAUACUCUCCAUUUGGCGAUGAAACACUUGCAGCUAUGGCAAUUCUCUGCAAUUAUGAGUUCAUGAGUGCAUCUGAUGCUGAGUGGGCCCGCCAUCUGAGCGGAACAAUGCUUGUCCUAGAACUCCAGCAGACUGGAGUUUCUUCAAUAAUAGCCUCCCGUCCGUCUAAGGCUCGGAAAGCUAUUUUCUGGAACUUUUUCCGUCAGGAUGUCUACGCGGCAUACAUCCUUGAGGUGAAGACCAGGCUGGAUAUCGAGGACCUCCAUGUGUGGAGAUCAGCAGGACUACAACUAGAUGACCAAGGGUUUGUUCUCCCUUCAAAUGGUGAUAGAGAGGGCGCGAUGAAAGAUGACAUGAUAUCGAAUGCUCUCAUCUGGAUUCUAUCAAAAGUCUUCAACUACAUUUCCGCGGCCAAGGAAUCCCGCAACCAGCACCAGCCAAACAAUUUUCACCUUGACAGUGGGACUGGUGGAUCUCCAAGUUCACAAGACCACAAUCACCUGGUACUAGCGGAAAGGUGGAAGGCAAUCAGCCACGAACUAGACGUUUGGUACGACGGCCUGCCUGACUCUUUCCAGCCUUGCGCCCGGAUUGAGCGGACAGCGACCGAGCCAGCCACCGAGUCUAGUCCACUCAGGCCUGUAACGAUACCCGAAAUAUGGUUUACCAGCGCUAUGUGCGGCUCGACGAUGCAAACCUAUCACCUAGCCCGCUUGCUUCUCCUGGUCCACAAGCCCCAGUCCGGUGACGCAGCUUUCCGCAGCGGCGCAGUCUUUGAUUUCAUGGACAUCCGUCGCGCAACUUUGGCCGAACUUCGCUAUCGCAGCCGCGAGAUCUUUGGAAUCGCUCUGUCCUCGCCGUUUACCUCCAUCAUGCUUCAUCAGACCCAGACCAUCUUCAUAGCUGCUCAAUGCCUUACCGAAGACGGUGAAAAACGCAUGGCCGUCGACAUUCUCCGCCGGGUGAACUAUGACCUAGGCUGGGAGACUGAAUACCGCGUCCAGCAGCUGCUCAAACAGUGGCACUGGGAAGAGGUGUAG
Messenger RNA from Penicillium riverlandense, 2088 nucleotides. RefSeq names its product Zn(II)2Cys6 transcription factor. Lineage: Eukaryota; Fungi; Ascomycota; Eurotiomycetes; Eurotiales; Aspergillaceae. The transcript is spliced from 4 exons. The coding region runs from base 1 to 2088 and encodes 695 amino acids. Gene Ontology annotation, molecular function: DNA-binding transcription factor activity, RNA polymerase II-specific; transcription cis-regulatory region binding; zinc ion binding. Gene Ontology annotation, cellular component: nucleus. Gene Ontology annotation, biological process: positive regulation of transcription by RNA polymerase II. The record is from RefSeq and is a predicted model, not a curated record.